AUGCGGAUAGACUCUCCUAUGAUCAUGUGCUGGCUCGUUGUCGUUGUGCUUAUCUCGCUGGAGGCCAACGUUUCGGGUCGAAGCUCACAAAUCCGACGAAAGCGGUUGCAGCCAUACGAACCAGGUCCGCUGGUAAACUUUGUGGGUGGAGGGUCCGGUGCUAGAUGUGGUUCGGAUGGCGAGCACUCUCAAGACGGUAAGUCAUCCCAGACGAAGCAGAAGAGGCCGAAACCGGGAAGCGGUGCCAAGGCAAGGGCAUCCGGGAUAGCCAUGCAGGCCGCAAAGGAGGCCAAAAGAGCCAACGAGGACAUGGCUAGUGCCGUCAAAAUAGCAGCCGAAAAAAUAAAGAAUGAGUAUGCUGACAAGGCCACGGCUGCGGCCAAAGCCGCCGAAGCUGUCUUGGACGGGAAAAGUCAGGUUCUGGACCAACUGGACGCUGAAGUCCACGAGGCGGAGGUGGUAGUGCAGGAGGAGAACCAGGAACUGGCCACCGCCGAAACUAAUGUCCAGCUGGCUCUCAAGGCUAAUCGUCAGGCCCAGCAGGAGCUCAAAAUGCUAUCUGUGGGUCUGAAGCUCGCAAAGGAAAAUUUGGAAACCACCGAGCAGGUGUCCAACGUGUGGGCCCAAUCCGUGGCAGAUAAAACAGCUCUCCUGGAAGCGGCUCAGCGGCGAGUGAGCGUCUUGAUGCGCCAACUGGCCGAAGCCCGGUCGGACUUCGAUAAGACCAGAAAAGCGGCCAACAACGCGGCCCGGGCUGCACAGGAUGCCAAGCAGCGGAUUGAGCCAAAUAAUGAGCCGCGACCGGAGUGCGAACGCGGAAGACACAGACGUGCCUGGCAAGAAUACGACAAAACCGAUUAGAUUAUUAUUAUAUAUAUUUGUAUAUUACAUUCUGCAUACAAGCAUG
Molecule: messenger RNA, 907 nt
Organism: Drosophila ananassae
Lineage: Eukaryota; Metazoa; Arthropoda; Insecta; Diptera; Drosophilidae
Exons: 1
Coding region: 1-861 (286 amino acids)
Source: RefSeq, a predicted model, not a curated record